AUGGUUAAAGGCGGAAAAUUUAUUAUGAUGGACACGCAGAUUAAUAAAGAUUCGUUUACGGAGCAGAGGAGGGAUACCUCAGCCACGGCUACCGCAGGUGGGUUAGCAGCACCUGCGCGGUCGACAUCCAGCGACUGCUCGACGCUCUUGGUUGACCACUUGGCCAAGGGUAACACAAACGUCGACACACCAAGUGAAGGAAUAUUGAAGGCGACUGGGAGCUGUGGGAACGAGAUUCUCACGCUGCGAGAUGGGGCGAUUUCUCAGGAAGACUCUGGACUCGAGGAACUUCGGGAAGGCCUCAAAGAGACCCUGCGGACCAUCACCAGGAAGAGGACCGUGGCAUCUGAAGUUACUGCUGGAGUGAAGGAAGCUGCGUUGAUACUAACGCAGUUGCUUGUCCACCGCAAAGGCUGGAAGGAUGCCCAGAGGAAAUUAGCAGCUACAGAGCUGAAGGAGCGGGAGCACCUGGUUCAACAACUGCAGCGACGGGAACAACUUCUGAGGGAGGCACGGCAAACCGAGACCCCGAGCAAGAAAAAUGAGAAAGUCUCAGAGCAGAUGGAGGUAGAGCACUCGAGCCCACCAAAAGGGCCUGAAGAGUCAAUCGUGCUCACCUACUCUGAAGCCACAACCAGAGGUAACACUCCCUGUAAAAAUGAGGCCACGAAAGGGAAGCGGCCGUUGGCAUCGCCCGAGGAGGGUGAACGGGAGCAGAAAAAGAGGAAGGAGAAGGAAACCGUGGACAAAAAGUCAGGCGACGCAGUUUUCAUUGUUGUGGAAGGGAAGCGGAAAAAGAGAAACAGGAAGAAAAAGGAAAAGGCUGCGAAAACAGCGGGCAAUGGAGAGCAGGGACCAGGACAGGAUGGGACAACGAAUGGACCAGCGACGGAACGGACCACAGCACCCAAGGAGACCAAGCAGCGGAAGAUGCGACAACGGGCGGAGGCAGUACUGAUCUCACCAGGUGAGUCAAGAUCGUCUGGGGAUGUUUUGAAAGCUCUGCGAUCAAAACUAUCCCUAGAGGAUCUAACCACAAGUGUUAGAUCAAUAAGGACAGCCAGGAACGGCGGUCUUCUUAUUGAGUUCGAGGGAUCUGUUAAAGAUCACUCUGCUCUCGAUAAGAGGAUCACCGAGGCGGCUGGUGGGGUUGUUGCGGUGCGCCAUCUCGUCCCAACCACUACAGUGGUUAUCGACGGGCUGGACGCUGCAACAACAGUUGACGAGGUAAGGGCGACCUUGCGUCAGAGCAUCAAUGAAGGUGCGGACGAGCUCAAAGUUAAUAUAACUAAACCCAAUAAAUGGGGAGCUGUACGUGCCUUCAUUGAGGCAAGAUGCGCGGUCGCCACUGCCUUAGAGGCCUUGGGAAAGGUCAAAGUGGGCUGGUUGGUCUGCCGUAUCCGCCGCUGGGAACGGCUCGAUCGAUGCUUUCGCUGCCAUGGUCUUGGUCAUUCGGCCGGAUCAUGUAAGGUGAAAGUUGAUCGGUCGAGUCUUUGCUGGCGUUGCGGCCAGGCGGACCACCAGGCCAAGGCCUGUCCUAAUCCACCACGCUGCCACCUCUGUGCAGCAGUAGGAGACGGGCGAUCUGUGGAUCACACAAUCGGUUCGAGGCGUUGCACUUCUCAUAAAAAUGGCUAA
Microplitis mediator is the source of this 1638-nucleotide messenger RNA. RefSeq lists its product as uncharacterized. The coding region runs from base 1 to 1638 and encodes 545 amino acids. Lineage: Eukaryota; Metazoa; Arthropoda; Insecta; Hymenoptera; Braconidae. The record is from RefSeq and is a predicted model, not a curated record. Gene Ontology annotation, molecular function: zinc ion binding; nucleic acid binding. The transcript has a single exon.